AUGUCAGAUGAGGAUCGCGCUGCCAUGAGGAUCCAGGCGCUGGCUCGAGGCCGCGCUGCUCGCCGGAAGGUGGCUGUGAAGCGCGCCUCACGUAGGAGCGAGAUCGGCCUGGCGAAGCCCAUGACUGUGGGGGAGCUCUGGGAUGGCUUGGCCCUGCGCCACGGGACCAUCCGGAGACGUGUGGAUAUCGUGGACAUUGUCUCUGGGUUCAAGUUCUGCAAAAGGACAGGACUUAACGUGGACCUGGCCCUGAUGUCACAGCCCGACAAAGAGCCCGAGGACCUCUCCCCCGAAGAGGUCAGCCACCUCGCUUUGGUGAUUCAAAGCCGGCAGACUGACCUUAUGGAGGCUGAGGCAAGGAAGCAGAUUGCGAACAUCAAGGACGAGGCGAGGAAGAGCGACUACUUCGGGCCCGUCCACGAAACCUUGAAAGGGCGGCAUUUCAAGAAUCUGGUGGCCUUGAUUGCCAACCUCAUGCGCAUAGACCAUGACCUGGUCCUUGAGCAUUGGUACUGGGCCGAGUUCGGACUCUUUCUGCCCUGCGUGCCCCUCUUAGACCUGCUGCUGACCACUGUGGUCUACAGCAAGGCACGCCUGGCCGCGCUCGCCGCUGGGCAGCAGUUGGCCAGCAAGAAGGAGAAGGAACUUGCAGACAAGUCCAGCGACAAGUCCACGACAGACUUGAUCAACCAUCCGUUCCACAUCAAGGACUUGAUGCUCAUGGCCUACAAUGGUGGGCUCAUCGGGGUUCCUGACCAGAUAUGCUUGACUUCAGAAGAAGUGCAGGCCAGCGGGUUGUGA
This is a messenger RNA of Symbiodinium natans, 801 nucleotides long. NCBI's taxonomy places the organism in Eukaryota, Dinophyceae, Suessiales, Symbiodiniaceae. The record is from the annotation of a GenBank genome assembly.